GUUGGACCCUGGUUUUCAUUGCUUUCAACCUCCCAUCUACCUAACAUCGCCUUCUUCUUCGUCGUCUUCAAUCUACUGUUGCUCUGAAUUCACUUGUUCCUGCUUGUGAUGGCAUUUUCUGAUGAUCUUUGCUGUUAGAAGGGGAUUUAGCAUUGUAAAAGUCGAGGCUUCCUUGAAAAGUUUAUGCACCAUGAAAGGAGAAAACAUAGAUGAUUCAUUAGGUUCGGAAGGAUUUCCUGUUUUACCCCCUAUAGUUGCAGGGAACAACAAGAAAAUUUCGUCGUCCAAAGUCCAGGUUACACCCGAAAUAGAGAAGAAGUAUGUUCAUCGUGUUUAUGAUGCAAUUGCUCCCCACUUUAGCUCUACCCGGUUUGCAAAAUGGCCCAAGGUCCAAGGGUUCUUGAACGCUCUGCCCUCGGGAUCUCUCAUUUUAGAUGCAGGGUGUGGCAACGGGAAAUAUUUGGGGUUGAAUCCAAAUUGUUAUUUCAUCGGUUGUGAUAUCAGUGCACCCCUUAUCAAUAUAUGUUCAGAUAAAGGAAAUGAAGUUUUGGUUGCUGAUGCAGUGAAUCUUCCUUACCGAACUGGUUAUGGUGAUGCUGCAAUCUCUAUUGCAGUCUUGCAUCACUUGAGCUCAGAAAGUAGGAGAAAGAAAGCUGUCGAAGAAUUGAUUCGAAUUGUGAAAAAAGGUGGUCUUAUUUUAAUCACAGUUUGGGCUAGGGAGCAGGAAGAUAACUCAUUGAUUAAGAAAUGGACUCCCCUUAGUCCAAAAUACGUCGAAGAAUGGAUUGGACCUGGUAGCCCUCGAACGCGUAGCCCUUCGUCUUCAGUUUCGCUAGAAAGCAUCUCAGAAACUGAGGAAAGUGUUUCUGCAGAGCAGUCUAUGUAUUUACCUAAUCAGUCCGAAGAUGAAAGAUCCACUGAUAUCAAGUACCCGAGCUGUAGUGAUCUAACACGCAGCCCUUCACCUUCAAUUCAUCUAGAGAGCAUCUCAGAAACUGAGGAAAGUGUGUCUGGGGAGCAGUCGAUAUGCUUACCUAAAGAGUCUGAGGAUGAAAGGUCUGAUGAAAUUAAACACCCAAAGUCCAGUUAUGGGCCUCUUUCGUCAGAUUCUACAGUUAAAAAGAGUAGUCUAUGUCAGCAAGAAUAUUUUGUGCCAUGGCACUUACCUUAUCAUCGAGCUGAAGUAAGUGGAGCUUCUUCAAAUGCUGUAUCUAAUGGUUUUGCACGGAAAGAUGAUAAGAAGGGUGCAGUUGUGUACGACAGAUAUUAUCAUGUUUUCAGUGAAGGUGAACUUGAAAGGUUAGCCAGCAAUGUCGAAGGUGCUGUCAUCGUGGACAGAUUUUAUGACAAAUCAAACUGGUGCAUUAUCCUUGAGAAAACUUCAUCAUGAGAAUGAGUCUCGUUACCAGCAAGUAUUGGAGUAGGUGAUCUUGCAACCCGGGAGAAUUUGUCCUCGGACAAAACUUGGUUUUACAAGAUAUUUAUUGUUCGGAUGAUUCUAAACCAGGCCCACGUCUACACUCCAACGAGGUAUAAGACCAGUGCCCGGCACUUGGACUUGGUUGUUUUGUGAUUUCUUCAGCCGUGUUGUUACUCCAUUGUCUGUGCUUCUUAUUGUUGUCGAUGGACUGUCGUCAUUAUUAUAUACGAUGACACACAACAUUUAAGGAAAAUUCUUCUUGAAACUUAUUUUUCCAGAGAUGAAGCUAGACUUGUCUGUGUUUUUAUUUUACUGUGGUUGUAAAGAUUCAAUUUGCUAUAAAAGAUACUCCUUGUUCUAGUGUACAUCCACUGCUGAAUUAGUCUGAAAAUCAACA
Messenger RNA from Salvia hispanica, 1817 nucleotides. Its product is annotated as S-adenosyl-L-methionine-dependent methyltransferases superfamily protein. Gene Ontology annotation, cellular component: nucleus; cytoplasm. The record is from RefSeq and is a predicted model, not a curated record. Gene Ontology annotation, molecular function: tRNA binding; S-adenosylmethionine-dependent methyltransferase activity; tRNA (5-carboxymethyluridine(34)-5-O)-methyltransferase activity. Lineage: Eukaryota; Viridiplantae; Streptophyta; Magnoliopsida; Lamiales; Lamiaceae. Gene Ontology annotation, biological process: tRNA methylation; tRNA wobble uridine modification.